GCGCCCGUCCAUCCUCGCACUCAGCGCGUUUAGGAGGGACGGUGAGAGAGAAACCAAAGCAACACCAGCGCAGCAGAACCCACCCGCCAGACCACCAGGAACCGUGAGGAACCGCAGCGCGAGGGAGAUCCAGGCUCAGUGCGCGCCCGGCGAGGCUCGAGCUCCUGUUCGGACGGAGCUGUUAGUUGUGUGGGGGUGUUUUCGGCGGGGUCUCCGGGGGUGUGCGGGUGAAGCGCGAGGAGAGGCUCGAGCUCUUUGUUUGGCUGCUCGCUUUUGUUGGAGUGGAGCGAUGGGAGCGCAGUUCUCCAAAGGAGCCGCGAAGGGCGAGACCGCGGCGGCGGACAAACCCGGAGAGGCGGCGGCAGCCUCCUGCAAACCAAACGGACAGGAGAACGGCCAUGUAAAAGUGAACGGUGACGCGUCUCCUGCAGCGGAAGAGGGAAAAGAGGAGGUGCAGGCGAACGGCAGCGCGGCAGCAGAGGAGCAGCAGGUGGAGGGAGAGGAGAAGGCAGAGGCAGCUGCUGCAGAGGCCCCAGCUGAGAAGGAGGGAGGAGAGGGGGAGAAAGAGAAGGAAAAUGGAGAAUCCCCCGCUCCUGCAGCAGCCGAGGGUGAGGCAGCCACACCCUCAACCAGCAAUGAAACCCCCAAAAAGAAGAAAAAGCGUUUCUCCUUCAAGAAAUCUUUCAAGCUGAGUGGCUUCUCCUUUAAGAAGACCAAGAAAGAGACGGGAGAGGGGUCUGAAGAGGCAGCAGGUGCUGAGGCUGUGGAAGAAGCUAAAGCAGAAGGAGGCGAUGCAGCGGCUGAGGAGGCCAAACCUGCGAGCGAGGAGGCCAAACCUGAAGCAGGUGAGGCAGUUGCGGCCACCAGCCCAGAGAAACCUGAAGCUCAGCAGGAGGAAGAACCUAAGGCUGCCAGUCCAGCAGUAGAGGCUCCAAAAGCAGAAGAUAAGCCAGCCGAGCCUGCAGCAGAACCAGCUCCCGCUGCUGUCCAGGAGGAGGCGCCAAAGGCAGAGGAAGAAGCAGCAGCAGCUCCCGCUGCAGCAGAGACGGCAUCCAGUCCGGCGCCAACUACUGAGCCUGCUGCGGCGGAGUAACAUACACACCCGCACACACAUACAUAUGGGCACACACAAUACAACACACACACACACAUCAGAAAAAAAUACAGAAAAAGGGAGAAAAAGAUUGAGAACCUUUCCCUGUUUCUAUGCUGGAGUUGGUUCCGGGUCCACAGGCUUUGGAGAACUUUCUCUACAACCAGGGAUAUUUUUAAAGUUUUUUAUUUCUUUUUCUUUUCUCUUUCAUAUCCCCUACCCCACACCACCCAUUUACACAUUUAUCCCAGGAGCCAAGAGAGGUGGAUGGCUGAAACCGAGUAAGGAUAAAAGAUAAGCAAAUUGUCUACAUCUUAUUUUUUUUUUCAUCAGUAUUAAUUUUUGUUGCCUUUUCUUUUUGCGUUUUUAUACAAACAAACUAAAAAACAAAAAAUUGUCAACUGUAUGGACAUGCCCUUGGUAUGAAGCAGGUGGGAGGGUUUGGGAUGCAAAUGACGGGGUGGGAUUUUGGGAGCUACAAGGUGCGGGGCAAAGGAUGGCACCAUCGUGCCUGGGAUUUGUGCCGCAGACUACACUGUGAAAGAGUAGUCUUAAAUGAAUAAGUGACCAACUACUAUCUACCAGUUUACAACACUAAAGUCCUUUUUGUUUUAAAAACUCGGAAGAUGACAAAUAUAUUCAAUUCCCAGCGCUAGGUUUUAGAAAGACAUUAUAAUGGUAGGAUUUCUGCUCUAUAGCUCUUUCAGUCAGUGGUUUUUGUAGGAUGCCGGUGGCUGCCGCCGGCUUUCUGAGCGUAUAAACCUGUAAGUAUGUAUAGGAGGGUGUUUUUAACUGUGAUUUAUUGUACAAAUAAAAUCUUGAUCUCUAAAAAGCACAUGCAGCUGUUUUACCACCAAGCUCAUUUUUUGUAAGAUAAAGAAAUAGUAAAAAAAAAAGACAUUUUGAAGUGAUUUUGAACUCAAACCAAGCUGUGACUCUCUUUCUACUGUGGUUUCUAAUUACUGCAGAUGAUGCAUUUUCCCCCCAGUGGUCUUAGACAAAAAAAGGAAUCUCUCUUUCAGAUGCAAAAUGUCUGUGUAGCAUCCUGUCUUUCUCUUUUCUUUUCCACUGUAAAUACUGGAGAAGCUUUGACCAAUUUGACUUGAGAUGGAAUGUAACUUUGCUUACAAAAACUUGCUAUUACGUCUCCUGCUCGAAGUGUUCGGAUUUCUGUGAGCACACUAAAAGCAAAAUAAAUGUGAAUAAAAUUUCAA
This is a messenger RNA of Astyanax mexicanus (Mexican tetra), 2307 nucleotides long. It is a transcript of the gene marcksa, whose product is annotated as myristoylated alanine-rich protein kinase C substrate a. The transcript is spliced from 2 exons. Gene Ontology annotation, molecular function: actin filament binding; calmodulin binding. Gene Ontology annotation, biological process: actin filament organization; central nervous system development. Bases 290 to 1093 code for a protein of 267 amino acids. NCBI's taxonomy places the organism in Eukaryota, Metazoa, Chordata, Actinopteri, Characiformes, Acestrorhamphidae. The record is from RefSeq and is a predicted model, not a curated record. Gene Ontology annotation, cellular component: plasma membrane; actin filament bundle; cytoplasm.